Acipenser ruthenus (sterlet) is the source of this 6032-nucleotide messenger RNA. RefSeq names its product kinesin-like protein KIF19. The coding region runs from base 1015 to 4206 and encodes 1063 amino acids. Gene Ontology annotation, biological process: microtubule-based movement. The record is from RefSeq and is a predicted model, not a curated record. Gene Ontology annotation, molecular function: microtubule motor activity; ATP binding; microtubule binding. NCBI's taxonomy places the organism in Eukaryota, Metazoa, Chordata, Actinopteri, Acipenseriformes, Acipenseridae. The transcript is spliced from 20 exons.
GUUCCUAUGGAAACCGCAGUGCAGUUUCAACAUAAAGCGCAUUUAAGGACACAAAAUAAGGCUGGUAAAUGUUAAUAUUUUUUUGUUUACAGUUUGAGACCAUUAUUAGUCAAAAUAUAAAGUUUCGUUCGUAUUUAUUUAAUAAUAAUAAAAAUAAUAUAACCAAAUAGACAAGUGGCAGCUUAAAGAAGAACGCACCUUCUCUAAGUAGCUACACGCAAUAUACCGUACUUUUAUUUAUGUUUAAAUUAAAUUCACUAUUGAUGAAACGUUGUAACCUUAUUAUUUGUUGUAUAAAGUAUAAACGCCUUAAUCUUGUCAAAACUGGAGUGGCGUCCGUGAUUAGUUAAAAUUGUUAUAUUCCACAGCAAGGUUAAAUUCAGCCAGCCUUCGUAUUUCUAUCGGUAGGCCUGUGUGCGUGUGUAUUAAGUAAUUAUUUGGUUUUGACACCCCGAGACCUGGGAGUAAAUCGUGGUGCAUUAAUUUUCAUGGCAGCCGUUCAUUUUUAUUAGUAAAUGUAAUUUUAAAACCACAUUAACUGCUAAUUGUAUGGACCUGAACCGAUUAACUACAUUAAACCACUUUGACACAAGAUGCAUAACAAUUAAUAAAAGCAAACAAUAAUAAAUAUUUUUAGUCACAAAACAGAUCGCCGUGGGACGGGUUUCACAUUUCCUUAACAUUAAUAAAUUACACCUCAACGCAAAAGGGAACGUCACAAAUUGAACAGGUUGAUUGUCGCCAUUGAAAUAUGUAAAUACUUCCCCCCCCACCGUCCCCAAGUACCUGAUUUGAAACCUCAUCACAGUGACGUUGAUCCUCUGAUGCUGAAGGCCUUAGUGGCGUUGUGAGUCAAACCAGCAAAACAGCCACACUCAAGCAUAAAUAUCGGGAAGAAACAGCCGCAUGAAACAAUGUGAUUUGCGAGAUUAACCGCUAUUGCAAUAAGAUUAGAAGAUGUCGUAUAGCAGCAAGAGUAAGACGGCUGACACAAUUUUGAAAUGAUAAACAUUGAUGAAUUCAAACGUGACAAAACCUGAAGGAACCAUGAAGGAUCUCACAGAGGAGUCCAAGGACCAUCAAUUAACGGUUGCCCUCCGUAUUCGUCCAAUCAAUGAUGGAGAGAUAGAAGAGGGAGCUACCAUAACAGCUCACAGAGUGGAUGAUCAGAUAGUAGUUCUUAUGGAUCCAUCUGAAGAUCCUGAUGACAUACUGCGAGCGAAUCGGUCCCGAGAAAAAACGUUUAUGUUUGAUAUGGCAUUUGACCACUCUUCAACCCAGGAGGAAGUUUAUGUUGCCACAACUAAGAAUCUGAUUGCGGGAGUUGUUUCUGGUUACAAUGCAACAGUCUUUGCUUAUGGACCAACAGGUGCAGGGAAGACUUACACCAUGCUGGGACUGGACUCUGAACCUGGGAUCUAUAUUCUGACCCUAAAUGACCUGUUUAAGGCCAUUGAAGCUGGCAGUGACAAUAUGGACUAUAAUGUCUCCAUGUCAUACUUGGAGAUCUACAAUGAAAUGAUCCGUGACCUCCUGAACCCUGCAUCUGGGUAUCUGGACCUGAGAGAGGACUCGAAAGGUGAAAUCCAGAUCGCAGGCAUCACAGAGGUCUCCACCAACAACGCUAAAGAGAUUAUGCUACUGUUGACUAAAGGAAAUAAACAGCGGACGCAGGAGCCAACAGCAGCCAACAAUACCUCGUCUCGAUCUCACGCCGUCCUGCAGGUUACAGUGAAACAGAAGAGCAGAGUGAAGAACAUCACUGAGGAGGUGCGGGUGGGGAGGCUCUUCAUGAUUGACCUGGCAGGAACAGAGAGAGCAUCGCAGACACAGAAUCGAGGAAAAAGAAUGAAGGAAGGGGCACACAUUAACCGCUCACUGCUUGCCUUGGGAAAUUGCAUUAAUGCUCUUAGUGAGAAAGGUGGGAACCGGGCACAGUAUGUCAACUACCGGGACAGCAAACUCACACGGCUGCUCAAGGACUCUCUAGGUGGGAAUAGCAGGACAGUAAUGAUUGCUCAUAUAAGCCCUGCCAGCACAUACUUUGAGGAGUCUAGAACUACACUCAUCUAUGCUGACCGUGCCAAGAACAUCAAAACCAGGGUGAAGCGCAAUCUGUUUAAUAUGUCAUUCCACAUGGUCCAGUACACUAACAUAAUUGCAGACCUCAAUAAAGAGAUUGAGAGGCUAAACGCCAAGAUACGUGAGCAGCAUGCAAUGCUGCAGAAAAAAGGAGAGAAGGCUAACAUCAGAGAUGUCCAAGCCGAGGUGCAGCAGCAUUCAGCUCAGUACAGCCGCAGGGAGCUGGAUCGCGUGCAGGAGCAGCUGAUCAGUGCAUUUAGAGAGCAGAUGGAGAUCCGUCGGAGCCUCAUGGAGCUAGAGAACUCAUACAUGGAGUUGCACAUUGACACCUCCAGGCACCUAUUGACAGUUGCAGACUGGGAGAGGGAGAAGACACGUUGUGCCCGUAAAUGGCGGGAGGAAAGGCGCAGUGAAAAAGGGGAUAAAGACCAGGAUGAUCCUGAGAAAGAAGCCGGAGGUAGUGAGGAUGUGGAUUCGCCCGAGCCUCGGGAGGUGGCAGCAGCACGGGAAGAGAUUGGGAUGUUGUUGGCAGAGGAAAGGAAAAUUAUGUCAUUAAAGUCGGAAUUGGAACAAAAACUUGCAAACACAAAAAUGAAGGCAUCGAAGAUGGAGGAGCUCUUACCAAAGCGAAUAAGCAGCAAGGAUCAGCGGGAGAUUCUCACCCUGCUCUGUAAAGUGCAGGAGCUGGAAGUGGAGAACACAGAGAUGCAGUCAGCUCUACUGUGCAAGGGGAAUAUCCUGCGACAGAAAGAGUUUGUCAUCCAACGCUACGAUCAGCACAGGACACUGUGUGACGAGAUCAUACAGCAGCAAAAGGCCCUCAUUGAGGACCACCACUUGCCUGUACCUCAACAACUGGAGGAGCUCUAUAGACUAUACUUCCGAGUAGCGGAAGAGGGGAAUCUUGACCACAUUUUGGCUCUCCACAGUAUCACCUCUAGUGCCUUGCGGGACGGAUCCAUACUAAAUGUGGCAAGGCAGCUGAAGCUAGGGGAUUUAAUUGCAGAGAUGGAUAAAGAUGACUUUAUAACUAGGACAGUUGUGCAUGAGAACAGAAAGUUACUUCAUCCACGAAUUAAGGACCAUCUUCCUGAAAGUGACAGCAAUAAAGUGUUCAAAUCCACAUCGAAAUCACAUCAGAUGAGGCAAGGUCAGAAUCUCACCCCCCCACCUACAAGUCUUCAAGGACAGUCAUUGCUGAAGCAGCUCAAUACCAGUGUAAAGGAGCGCAGUGGCAGUCGACGAUCCAACGUGUCCUUAGAAACUGAAAGCAGCAAAGUGAAACAGCAGACGGGAGGUAAACAGAUGAGCCCUGAAACCAUAAAGGAGAUUGUCACGGACACCAAGAGCAUUUCUGCCAUUGCAGCAAGGCGGCGUUCCCGCAUGCAGGCCGUUGACUCGGUGAUUGGACUCUCACGACAGAAGGAGCGCAGUCCGAUGUUGGUGCACUCCUUGGAGGAGGUGGAGGAGGAGCCCCUAGGGAGAGCAAUGUCCCAGCCCAACACAACACCAGCCUGUGAAAUAAAGCAGGCUGUCAGUAUUGAGUCAGUAAUGUCUACAGAGGAUAUGGAAGGCAAAAAGAGCUUGUCACGGGUCUUAGGCAGCUCGCUGUCAAACAUCAAACAAGAAUCGAGAAAGGCAGUAAAAAGAGACGACUCCAUUGAGAGAAAAGCACGGAAGAAACGCUCAAAGUCAUUUGAAGUAAACACAGAACAGAAACCUAUGAACCACUCUCAGAAGCAUAUUCUUCAAAGUACUUCUGACAAUAGGCUUGCUCAUCCUUUCAAAGACACCAACCAGUUCUUGCAUUCAGAGGUGCCUGGGAACCCUGCCACCCCACCAGCAACCAAGAUCAAAUAUCCUAUCUACCAUCAUGCAGGUGAAGGUCAACUACAGAAGCUGGAGAUGAGGGGUACCCAUCUUAGCACUGUCCAUCAGAAAAAUGCAGAAGGUAGCAAGGGGCAGAUUCUACAAAAAAGAGUCAGAGGACCAGUAGUGUCAUCAAAGACAAAUCCGCUCCUGCUACACCCUGGGAAUUUCAAAAGAACAUACAAUGUAAAUCCACGAAGGCGGGGAGUGACCACUGAAAAUGUCGGUAAAGGCGAUAACAGAAAUAAAAAGUGAAGGCUUUCAGUGUGGAGCUUCACUGGGAUUUAGCAGAAAAUUGAAGAUUGGAUUUGAACAGUACAGACAAACUAGUCUGAAGGAAUCAAGCUUUGCAAUAAGAAGAAUGCAUGAUAAAACUCUCUCUGCACCUUAAAAGACUAAACCAUCUUUACUGCUGAGCAAACUGCAAAGACUUGUUCCGCACCUUGUUCAUGAAACUUCUCUUUAGUCCCCUAGUUACAAGCAAUAAGAUACUGAAUACUGAAAAUCUGGAGUGAAAAGUAUUUGUUUACACACAAGGUUUUAUGAAACUGAUGACAUAUUUAAAACCUGCACUGGUUCUUUUUUUUUUUCCCUCAAACAUUUUAUGUAAUAAAUGUUUACUGAUAUUUUGUUAAAAUACUACACACUUGAUGUACUUGACACUGGAUGUAAACAGGAAGGUUGUAUAUUGUAUUUAGGUUUGUUUGAUAUGAUAGUUCCAUUAUUUGUUUUGCCCUGCAAACAAUAAAGCACUUGCAGAAAAAUUCAUACUAAAUCAAACUAAUUAUAUCAUGGUCAUUAUAUACCAAAGAAGACUAAAUGAUGAUUUAUACAUUUACAGUAGUUUACAUGGUUAAUAUUGCUUUUAUAGCUCAUCUCAGGAUACUGUACUUUUUAAUUAUUUACCAAGCUUAUUCUGGCUUCCUCAUGUGAUAGUCCCAUCAGAAAUACCUUACUUAGGCUUAACCAUUCAUGUCUACAUUCUUUUUACCUGCAGGAAAUACAACUUUAAAUUCAGAAACACUUUUUAAAGGACCACAAUCUUUGAUUAAAAAGCUUUAGCUAGCUAGUACAUGCAUAGCUUUUUAAUUAUUUAUACGUAUAUUUAUACUUCAUGAAUAAAGUUUUUAAUGCCCCUGCAUUUUUAUGGUAUUUUAUCCUUUAUGUUUAUCACCAUGUGUUUGUGAUUAGUUUGGAAAUCUAGCCUUUAUAAGAUUACAUAAAGCAUUUAAGGGAGCUAUUACACAGGCUCGUCGACCAUACAUAGGUAUUGAUUGCAGAGUUUAGUGUAAAUUGAAAAAUGUACAUUUCACAAUUGUUCUUGGUCCCUAUACCAUGUUUGUGAUCUGUACAGUACAUGCCAUGAUAAAAUAUAUACCUGUCUGGCUAUCGCUAAAAUACUGUUUCCUAUGAAUGAAAUGAUAUUCUGACCCUUUGUGUGUUGCAUGUAAAACACUCAGUCAGUCACCCAGUCCCUGCCACCCAGUCCCUGUUUGUUUUAUCAAAUCCCCAAAUGCUCCUGGCAGUUGGUCUGGCACCAAGUGCCUAAAAUGGGUUUGGUAACCAUUAUAACAUCAUGCAAAUAUAAUUAAUUAAAAUCACUAUGAAGAAUUUCAGAUGUCAGAGAAAUCCUCACAUACUUGGUCACCAAAAAGCGCAAACCAUGUCUGCUAAAAUAACUUAACAGUGGAAGAGUAUGUGGCUACAAGCCUAUUAACUGGAUUACUGCAUGCAUUACAAUCUUUGUUAAUAUUCAGGGAUUACCAUGAAAUAAAAUCUGUUUUCGAUUAAGUGGUGUUUGACACAGUCUAAACUGCUCUAUGUUUCUCAAUAGAAUUUCACGGCUGUCGACAUCCAUCUAGUCUGGAUUUCUCUUGCAACCUCAGACCAAAAAAACACUCGGACGAUAAGGCUUUUUGAAUUUGUGUCCAAGUGCAGGGUUCUUACUUUCACAUAGUAGGUGGAAAUGAGAACAAAUCUCUGCAGGAACUCACCCUAAAUAUCGGAACUGAAUGGUAAAUCCUGAUCCUAAGUCUUUCCUUCACUAAAAAACACGAAUGUGGAGUUGUACAGAGGUUUCA